Molecule: messenger RNA, 1386 nt
Organism: Mangifera indica (mango)
Lineage: Eukaryota; Viridiplantae; Streptophyta; Magnoliopsida; Sapindales; Anacardiaceae
Product: nicotianamine synthase-like
Exons: 1
Coding region: 88-1065 (325 amino acids)
Biological process (GO): nicotianamine biosynthetic process
Molecular function (GO): nicotianamine synthase activity
Source: RefSeq, a predicted model, not a curated record
AGUCUUUCAAUAUCUAUUUUUGUGAGGGCUCUUGAUCUUUCUGUAGGUUUUUUUAUUUUUUAAUCCCCAUAACCUCAUAGUGUCGACAUGGGUUGCCAAGAUGAUGUUUUGGUACAAAAAGUCUGUGAGUUAUACGAGCAAAUCGCAGGCCUUGAGAGUCUCAAACCCUGCAAAAAUGUCAAUACUUUGUUCACACAACUAGUCGCCACAUGCAUGCCACCAAACCCUGUUGAUGUUACCAAACUUUGCAAAAGGGUUCAAGAAAUGAGGUCUAAACUUAUCAGACUUUGCGGAGAAGCUGAGGGACUCUUAGAGACUCAUUUCUCAACAAUUCUAGGAUCCUUUGAAAACCCUCUUCAACAUCUGAAUAUUUUCCCUUAUUAUUCAAACUAUCUCAAACUUAGCCAACUUGAAUUCUCCAUUCUCUCCCGACACUCCUCCCAUAUCCCCAACAAAGUUGCCUUUGUUGGCUCUGGUCCACUCCCCUUGACUUCUAUUGUUUUAGCCACUAACCAUCUUACAAAAACGUCUUUUUACAACUUUGAUAUUGACCCUUCAGCCAAUUCCAAAGCUCAUGCCUUAGUUUCAUCCCAUCCUGACCUUUCAAACCGGAUGUUCUUUCACACCACUGACAUUAAAAAUGUUUCCAUUGCGUUGAAAGAGUUUGAAGUUGUUUUCUUGGCUGCCUUAGUUGGAAUGGACAAGGAGGAAAAGCUUCAAGUCAUCGAUCAUUUGAAUAAGUUCAUGGCUCCUGGGGCUCUUUUGAUGCUGAGGAGUGCUCAUGGAGCUCGAGCUUUUCUCUAUCCGGUUGUUGAUCCUUGUGACCUUAGAGGAUUCGAAGUUCUGUCUGUGUUUCAUCCCUCUGAUGAGGUUAUCAAUUCAGUAGUGAUUGCGCGUAAAUAUCCAACAAUUCCUAAAAAUUCAUCACGGCUUGAACAGCAACAAGGUGGCCUCAGCAGCAGCCCCAUGAAACUGCCUAGCAAAUGUUCUGAGAUCGAAGCUUUCAAUCCCCUCAACCAUGGAAACAUGAUUGAUGAAUUGACCAUUGAAGAGCAACUCUCAUGAAUUUGAUUUAAUCCCUUUUCUUAUAUUAUGUGUUCGUGAUAUGCACGUCCAACAUCUAAAUAUAUAUGCUAUCAUUUUGUGUCUUUGCAUCUUAAUUUAUGUAUAUGGUGAGAUGACAUGAGUGGAUGCUAGCUACAUGAAUCAAGUUGCUGACAGCAUGCCUCUAUCUUCUCCUUGUUUGUAUUGUAUCUUGUACGUGGAGCUUAUCUUGCACUUGGUAUUUAGUAAGUAAAAAGAAGAAGCAAAAGAUAUAAAGUCCAAGUGAGAAGACCUUACUGUUUGUUGGGUCGUGCAAUUUAUUCAUAUAAAUUGUUUUGUCAA